AUGUUCCGUGCUUGUAAAUUGUCAAGUAAUAAACUUUAUUCUCCUAUUAACAGCUUGUUAAUAAAUCGUAAAUAUGCUAGUGUUGCAGCUUCUCCAAUUUCAGUUUCAAAGUCAAAAAAUGGAAUAACGACAGUUUCUAUUCAAGAUGGUGCACCAGCUUCUUCUAUUUCGUUAGUUGCAAAGGCUGGUCCUCGUUAUGAGACUAUUAAUAAUAUUGGAGCUGCACAUUUUUUGAAGAAUUUUGCUUUUAAGAACACCACAAAUAAAACUGCUUUUCGCACAACACGUGAAACAGAACUACUUGGCGGUGUAUUAACAGCCAAUUUAACAAGAGAAAAUUUAAUUCUUACUGCUGAAUUUUUACCAAAUAAUCUAGACUAUUUUUUAGGUGUAUUAUCUGAUGUUGUGUUCAAUGCAAAAUAUGAACCACAUGAAUUUAAAGAAGUGAAACAAAGUGUUGCUUUUGAAAGAAGUACAGCCGAAUCAACCCCAGAAAUUUUGACUUUAGAAACAACACAUGAAGUAGCAUUUCGUAAUGGACUUGGCAAUUCACUUUUUGCAAAUUCUACCACAAAGAUUAAAAGUAGCGAAGAUGUCAUAGCUUAUGCCAACAAAGUCUAUACAGCUCCGAAUAUCACUAUUAUUGGUACUGGUGUUGAUCAUAAUGAGUUGGAAACUUUAACAGAAAAUCUUUUUAAAGAUAUAAAUCAUACAUUACCAGCCACACCAAUCAAUUCCAAAUAUUUUGGAGGCGAGGUUAGAUUGUCUAGUGGAAAUGAUACAAGCCAUUUUGUGCUUGCAUUCGAGGGAGCACCAGGGGGAACAUCUGAUUUUUAUACUCUUCAGAUUCUUAGAUCGCUACUAGAUGGAGAUAAAUAUACAAAGUGGGGUGAAGGUGUUACUAAACUUGCUCAAACAGCAAAUAAAUUUGUUGAUACCAAAAUCAGUGCUUUCAAUACUGGUUAUUCAGACGCAGGUAUUUUUGGUGUAUAUUUCUCAGGUAAACCAACAUCGAUACGUUCAGCUGUUGAUGCUACAGUCGAACAAUUACAACAUGUUGCAAAAGGUGUUGAUAUAGAGGAAUUCAAACGAGCAAUUGCAAAAGCAAAAUAUAACACUGCAGCUUCUUAUGAUGCACGUUAUUCUAAAACUGAAACCUUGGGCAAUCAGAUUUUGUCUUCUGCAAAAAUCACUUCUGCUUCCGAAGCAGUGUCAGGAUAUGAUCAUAUCAAAUCAUCUGAUGUUACUAAAAUUGCUAAUGAAAUUUUGUCAAGUAAACCUACUACUGUGGCACUUGGAGACAUAAUUGCUUUACCAUAUGCCGAUGCUUUAUCUCUUAAUUAA
This is a messenger RNA of Entrophospora sp. SA101, 1344 nucleotides long. The record is from the annotation of a GenBank genome assembly. NCBI's taxonomy places the organism in Eukaryota, Fungi, Glomeromycota, Glomeromycetes, Entrophosporales, Entrophosporaceae.